Molecule: messenger RNA, 1139 nt
Organism: Ochlerotatus camptorhynchus
Lineage: Eukaryota; Metazoa; Arthropoda; Insecta; Diptera; Culicidae
Product: protein G12-like
Exons: 3
Coding region: 358-1104 (248 amino acids)
Source: RefSeq, a predicted model, not a curated record
UCGCGUGGAGAAAAUUUUUAGUCCAUUCACGGAGCCGUUUGCGGCAAGUUUUGUUCCGAUUCGCGGGAAAGAGUUUUGUGCGGAGUGUGAACAUUUACCCAUUCCCAGUUGGAUGUGCAGCGCUGCUAGAUUGGAAGAUCAAAUGCGACUGGAUUCACGCGGGUGUCUUGAAGUGGGAUACGGUUGAAAUCUAUCGAUUGAACAGUAAUGCUACUCCAAAGAAAGUAGAUGCAAUCAAUGGCAUAUCUCGUCGAAAGCAAUAUUUUAUCCUCAUAAGUUCUCGAGCAGAUUCGCCGCAAAACUUCCGAUCCCCAAUUAUACGACACCGUCUGUGUAAAUUAAUUACCCGAACUAAUCAUGAAGAGGAGCACGUUUCCAUCAUCGCCAACGGUAGCAACAAUCUCACCUGCCGUGACGGUUGCUGCAUUCGCCACGCUAUUGUCCCUUUUAUCAUCGUCGUCGCCAGGGACGACUCAAAUAUUUGCCUAUCAACUGCCGACGAUUCGCCACAUCCAGGAGCAACCGUCGCACCAUCUGCAGCAGGACAUAAUGGACUUUAUCGACCUGGUUCCGUUUGACGACGUGCAAACGCUGAUGCAGUACUACUAUCACAAUGACGACGAGGUGGAGAGCGCCUUCGAUUACGUUUCCACCGAAGAUUACUCGCAAAUAAAGCUGGAAAUUAUGAACCUGAGUGAGGUGCAAAGUUUCCGACGCUACCUGGACAGCAUCGGAUUCAGUUUGGAACAGGUAUGGAAGGAUCUGAGCUUGCGAUUCGAUGUGGACGACGUGUUUAUCGAACCGGACGACACGAUACGAAAUUUAAAUCUAACCACCCAGGGACUGAACGGAUUAGUCGAUGACAUAUUAGCACUGCUGCCGCAGGACGAGAUAAUCCUGCUAUUCUUCGAUAAGCUCGAGACCAGCAAUGAUUUCUCGUACUUUUUCGAGCAGAUCGGCAGUGGGGAGUUUGAGAGUGUGCUCAGCAUGCUGCAGAGCUCGCAACAGCUGAGGAUCCUUCUGUGGAGAUUGCAGCGGCAUGGUUUCGAUAUCCCCGGAUGGGUACAGAUGAUACAGCGAUACUUUAGCUUUAGUAGUUUUUAGUGUUCGGGCUCAAUAAAGUGAGAGAGAGUGAAAUG